Messenger RNA from Pseudomyrmex gracilis, 3562 nucleotides. Its product is annotated as pre-mRNA-splicing factor ATP-dependent RNA helicase PRP16. The record is from RefSeq and is a predicted model, not a curated record. The transcript has 5 exons. Gene Ontology annotation, molecular function: RNA binding; ATP binding. Bases 155 to 3547 code for a protein of 1130 amino acids. Lineage: Eukaryota; Metazoa; Arthropoda; Insecta; Hymenoptera; Formicidae. Gene Ontology annotation, cellular component: spliceosomal complex; intracellular anatomical structure. Gene Ontology annotation, biological process: mRNA splicing, via spliceosome.
UAUUGUACGUGUGCGAAUUGGUGUGAACGAAAUCGAUUUCGACGAACUACGAGAAUCAUCGUGAAGACAAACUGACGUUCACGUGUGUUUUAUCGUAUAAAAAUAUUAGAAUAAUUUUUGUGUGUGGAAUAAUCUAUUGUAAAAAGAAACGAACAUGUCGGACGAUCCAAGCUUGUACAGAUUGGAAGGGACUGAUGGAAAUCAAGCUGGAGGUCUGGUCAUUCGUAAGAAAGCUUCGGAUCACACAUUUAAAAAACCGUCUGUAUUGGGUCUGGACAAGAUUGCAGAGCGAAAAAGAAAGGAACAGUCGCAAGAACCUACUAGCUCCAAAUACAAGAGAAGCGAGGACAGAGAUAGAAAAUAUCGUACCUACGAAGAAGAAACUCCCACCCAUACUGGUGGUGUUAAUUCAGAAGCUCAGCGGCGAUUAGAGUCGCGACUGAAGCGUCAAAGAUUGAAUGCUAAUGACAGAAAUGUUAGGGACAGUUACAGAAGUUACGACAAGGACAGAGACAGAAGAAGAGACAGGGACGGAGAGAGCCGUAGAGACAGUAGCGUACGACAAACGCCUAGGUUCAAGGACGAACCUCAGACACCAAAAUUCCGCAUGAAAGAUCCCACUUCCAAGAGUAAUUGGGACGAUGACGAAGAUGAAGAGCCGAAGCGAUCGAGCUGGGAUCAUCCCACACCGAACAUUUAUAACAACAGAGAUGGUCGUGACAGUGUAAGAAGCGAGUUUACUCCAUCCUAUAAGUAUAAUGUAUGGAAUAAAGACUUCAAGAACUCCGGUGCCACUCCGUCGAUAGACGGAGAGGAAAAAGCACUCUGGGAAGAGGAACAGCAAAGAUUGGACAGAGAGUGGUACGCGUUGGACGAUGGAGAAACCAAUGCUUUUGCCAAUGUGUCAGAGGAAUACACUCGGAAAAAAGAAAUGGAGUUGGAAGCUCGAAGACAAAAGCGUCUUUCCGCACAACAGCGACAGAUAAACAAGGACAACGAGUUAUGGGAGCGGAAUCGCAUGCUAACGUCAGGAGUUGUCAGUUCCUUAGAUCACGACGACGAUCCCGACGAUGAAGGAGAGGCGAGGGUUCACUUGUUGGUUCACAAUGUUGUUCCUCCAUUUCUAGACGGACGUAUCGUGUUUACGAAGCAACCAGAACCAGUUGUUCCCGUGCGCGAUCCAACGUCUGAUAUGGCACUGGUAGCGCGAAAAGGUUCCGCAUUGGUAAAAGCUUAUCGCGAGCAAAAAGAAAGACGUAGAGCGCAGAAGAAACACUGGGAACUGGCUGGAACGCACAUCGGUAACAUCAUGGGUGUACACGAUCGGCGUAAAGACGAUAAAGAACAUGCGGGACAAGAAACGGACUUCAAAGCUGGACAGAAAUACGCUCGACACAUAGGAGCUGGUGAAGUGACUGGAGAAGCGAAGUACAGAUCCAUUCAGCAUCAGAGAAGAAGUCUUCCUGUGUUUGUCGUACGCCAGGAAUUAUUGAACAUUAUUCGAGAGAACAGUGUUGUUGUGAUAGUGGGAGAAACCGGAUCUGGAAAAACCACGCAAUUAGUUCAAUAUCUUUAUGAAGAUGGCUACAGUCGAAAUGGAAUAAUUGGUUGUACUCAGCCCAGAAGAGUUGCUGCCAUGUCCGUUGCGAAAAGAGUUUCUGACGAAAUGGCCACUGCUUUGGGCGACAAGGUCGGAUAUGCGAUACGUUUCGAAGAUUGCACUUCAAAAGAUACGGUUAUCAAAUACAUGACCGACGGUAUUUUACUGAGAGAAAGUUUAAGGGAAGGAGAUUUGGACCGUUACAGCGUGAUUAUCAUGGACGAAGCUCAUGAACGGUCGCUUUCGACUGAUGUUUUAUUUGGUCUCCUAAGAGAGGUUGUUGCUAGACGUCAUGAUCUAAAGUUAAUUGUAACUUCCGCAACAAUGGAUUGCAGCAAGUUCUCCGCUUUCUUUGGCAACGCAGCAACAUUCCAAAUACCUGGACGUACAUUUCCCGUUGAAGUGAUUCACGCGAAAAAUCCGGUUGAAGAUUAUGUAGAUGCAGCUGUGAAGCAAGUCUUGCAGAUCCAUUUGCAGCCGAAAAGCGGCGAUGUCUUGGUCUUCAUGCCUGGUCAAGAAGACAUCGAAGUCACCUGCGAGGCUCUGAAAGAACGUUUGGCCGAAAUCGAGUCGGCUCCACCUCUUUCUAUAUUACCGAUCUAUUCCCAAUUGCCAUCGGACUUACAGGCGAAGAUCUUUCAGCGAUCCGAGGGUGGUUUUCGCAAGUGCGUUGUAGCGACGAAUAUAGCGGAAACGUCAUUAACAGUUGACGGAAUUGUCUUCGUCGUCGAUUCGGGAUACUGCAAGCUAAAAGUGUACAAUCCACGAAUUGGCAUGGACGCUUUGCAAGUUUAUCCCGUGUCGAGAGCCAAUGCCGAUCAGAGACAAGGCAGAGCAGGCCGAACUGGUCCUGGUCAAUGCUACAGAUUAUAUACACGAAGACAGUAUUUAGACGAAUUAUUACUGACAGGAGUUCCCGAAAUACAACGUACGAACUUGGCCAAUACCGUACUGUUGCUGAAAUCGUUGGGAGUUCAAGACUUGUUAGCCUUCCACUUCAUGGAUCCACCGCCGCAAGAUAACAUACUGAACUCAUUGUAUCAAUUGUGGAUUUUGGGCGCUCUCGACCAUACAGGACGCUUAACGCCGCUCGGACGUCAAAUGGCCGAAUUUCCUCUAGACCCGCCGCAAUGUCAAAUGCUUAUAGUCGCCUCCCAACUUGGUUGCACGGCAGAUAUUCUCAUCAUCGUCUCCAUGCUAUCGGUUCCGUCUAUUUUCUACAGACCGAAGGGACGCGAAGAAGAUUCGGAUUCGGCGCGCGAGAAGUUCCAAGUACCGGAAUCAGAUCAUUUGACUUAUCUGAAUGUGUACAAUCAGUGGAAGGCAAAUGGCUAUUCGACUUCCUGGUGCAACGAUCAUUUUAUACACGCGAAGGCAAUGCGCAAGGUGCGCGAAGUGCGCUCGCAGCUCGAGGAGAUCUUGAAGCAACAGAAGAUGGAUGUCGUCAGCUGCGGCACUGACUGGGACAUUGUGCGAAAGUGUAUUUGUUCUGCUUACUUUCACCAAGCGGCGCGCUUGAAAGGCAUCGGCGAAUACGUCAACUGCCGUACCGGAAUGCCGUGCCAUCUUCAUCCUACCUCCGCGCUGUUCGGUAUGGGCUUCACGCCCGACUAUGUCGUGUAUCACGAGCUUGUAAUGACCGCCAAAGAAUACAUGCAGUGCGUCACUGCUGUGGAUGGUCACUGGUUGGCCGAGUUGGGUCCGAUGUUUUUCAGUGUGAAAGAAACUGGUCGAAGUGGUCGCGCGAAGCGUCGGCAAGCGAUGCAGCAUCUCCACGAAAUGGAACAUCAAAUGAAAGAAGCCGAGGAAGAGAUGAAAGCGCGCGCUCAAGAACAGCUCGAACGCGAACAGGCGUCGGUUCGGAAGAAGGAAAUUUUGACGCCCGGCAUUAGAGAACCCGGCACUCCCGCCCCGUAUCGCAACACUCCCGGGAGAUUAGGAUUGUAAACGGUUUUCUCACAU